Peromyscus eremicus (cactus mouse) is the source of this 2073-nucleotide messenger RNA. It is a transcript of the gene Tacr1, whose product is annotated as tachykinin receptor 1. The transcript is spliced from 5 exons. Gene Ontology annotation, biological process: G protein-coupled receptor signaling pathway; positive regulation of flagellated sperm motility. Gene Ontology annotation, molecular function: substance P receptor activity. NCBI's taxonomy places the organism in Eukaryota, Metazoa, Chordata, Mammalia, Rodentia, Cricetidae. The record is from RefSeq and is a predicted model, not a curated record. The coding region runs from base 1 to 1224 and encodes 407 amino acids. Gene Ontology annotation, cellular component: sperm midpiece; plasma membrane.
AUGGAUAAUGUACUUCCCGUGGACGCAGACCUCUUCCCCAACAUCUCCACCAACACUUCUGAGUCCAACCAGUUCGUGCAGCCUGCCUGGCAAAUUGUCCUUUGGGCUGUUGCCUACACGGUCAUCGUGGUGACCUCCGUGGUGGGCAAUGUGGUGGUGAUGUGGAUCAUUUUGGCCCAUAAGAGAAUGAGGACAGUGACCAAUUAUUUCCUGGUGAACCUGGCUUUUGCUGAGGCCUCCAUGGCUGCAUUCAAUACGGUGGUGAACUUCACCUACGCCGUCCACAACGAGUGGUACUAUGGUCUCUUCUACUGCAAGUUUCACAACUUCUUUCCCAUUGCUGCUGUCUUCGCCAGCAUCUACUCCAUGACUGCUGUGGCCUUCGACAGAUACAUGGCCAUCAUCCACCCCCUGCAGCCCCGGCUGUCGGCCACUGCUACCAAAGUGGUCAUCUUUGUCAUCUGGGUCCUGGCUCUCCUGCUGGCCUUUCCACAGGGCUACUACUCUACCACGGAGACGAUGCCCAGCAGAGUCGUGUGCAUGAUCGAGUGGCCGGAGCAUCCCUACAGGACUUACGAGAAAGCGUAUCACAUCUGUGUGACCGUGCUGAUCUACUUCCUGCCCCUGCUGGUGAUUGGCUAUGCAUACACUGUGGUAGGGAUCACACUGUGGGCCAGCGAGAUCCCUGGAGACUCCUCCAACCGUUACCAUGAGCAGGUCUCUGCCAAACGCAAGGUGGUCAAAAUGAUGAUCGUGGUCGUGUGCACCUUCGCCAUCUGCUGGCUGCCCUUCCAUAUCUUCUUCCUCCUGCCCUACAUCAACCCAGAUCUCUACGUUAAGAAGUUCAUCCAGCAGGUCUACCUGGCCAUCAUGUGGCUGGCCAUGAGUUCCACCAUGUACAACCCCAUCAUCUACUGCUGCCUCAAUGACAGGUUCCGUGUGGGCUUCAAACACGCCUUUCGCUGCUGCCCCUUCAUCAGUACUGGUGAUUAUGAGGGGCUGGAAAUGAAAUCCACCCGCUACCUCCAGACCCAGGGCAGCGUGUACAAGGUCAGCCGCCUGGAGACCACCAUCUCCACUGUGGUGGGAGCUCAUGAAGAGGAGCCAGAGGAAGGCCCCAAGGCCACCCCCUCAUCCCUGGAUCUUACCUCCAAUGGCUCUUCUCGCAGCAACUCAAAGACCGUGACAGAGAGCUCCAGCUUCUACUCUAACAUGCUGGCCUAGGCAGAGGGCACAUGUCAAGGGUGCGGCCACCAGCCCAUCCUGUGUCCUGAUUCAUUUAUUCAUGAAAGUCUUUGAUCUGGAAUCCAUUGGAAAUACCCUAACACUGGAGCUUUUGGAAAGGGUCACGAUAGUUUAAGGAAAACAUUCCAUGCUGUAUUCAAUCUGGAUUCCUUCCUGUCCUUGUCCACCAUCCUCCAUGACUGUGACCCAAGGCAGAUCAAUGAACUUGUAUAAAAUGAAAAGGCUGGACUUGAUCCCCUACAGUGCAUCCCGUGAUUCCUGAACUGACUUCAUCUGCAUGCAGGUGCUCAUUUGGGAAGGUGUGCUGCAGUCGUAAAUCCAGCAGACCUACCUGCCUGGAGCUUCUGUCUUUCUUCAGUAAAGUCAUGCUCAGCCAUGUGCAGACUAGCUCACACCUCCAGCCUUCCACAAGACAGUGUGAAUAAGAGAAGGCGUGACAUAAAUCCAAACGAAAGCUGUAUCCCCCAGCUAAGCGCACAUGAAUAGAAAACACAUAUCCUCCUUUUUGUGACAUCUCAAUAUUUCAGUUCAUGUAAACAUCAUGGGAUGGACAACUGUGUUCUUUUCUGCAUUGUGUCCCCAAUGCAACCAGUUCUGACAGAAUAUGUCUACAGAGGCCACCUGAUGUGUAUUCUAACCAAGAGCCAAGAGACCCAUGCCAGGCUUGACCUAUCUGGGCCUCUUUCCAUCUUCGUAAAGCAACAGGGCUGAACCAAAUACUCUUAAGUAUCCUUUUGAGUCUCAGUGUUCCAUGAUUUAAUGAUGUAUAUGCUUUGUUUUACCUCUCUCUCUCUCUCUCUCUCUCUCUCUCUCUCUCUCUCUCUCUCU